Echinops telfairi (small Madagascar hedgehog) is the source of this 2711-nucleotide messenger RNA. RefSeq names its product ankyrin repeat and sterile alpha motif domain containing 6 (gene ANKS6). The transcript is spliced from 16 exons. Gene Ontology annotation, biological process: innate immune response. Gene Ontology annotation, cellular component: cytoplasm. Gene Ontology annotation, molecular function: protein binding. The record is from RefSeq and is a predicted model, not a curated record. Bases 1 to 2403 code for a protein of 800 amino acids. NCBI's taxonomy places the organism in Eukaryota, Metazoa, Chordata, Mammalia, Afrosoricida, Tenrecidae.
AUGGAGGACUCGGGCAGGCAGAGUCCCUGGCAGCUGAGACCGCGAUCCUCCCGGAGAGCGGAGCCGCUCGUGCGCUUCCUGCUGCGCCGCGGAGCCUCGGUCAACAGCCGCAACCACUAUGGCUGGAGCGCGCUCAUGCAGGCGGCCAGGUUUGGGCAUGUGAGCGUGGCACACCUCCUCUUGGAUCACGGCGCUGACGUCAAUGCCCAGAACCGGCUGGGGGCCAGCGUGCUGACGGUGGCUGCUCGCGGUGGCCACCUGGGCGUGGUGAAACUGCUCCUGGAAGCUGGCGCUUUUGUGGACCCCUGCGGCGAGCAACUGAGGACAGGGGGUAGCAGGGACGAGCUGUUGGACAUCACAGCCCUGAUGGCCGCCAUCCAGCACGGGCAUGAGGCAGUGGUGCGGCUGCUGAUGGAGUGGGGCGCAGACCCCAACCACGUGGACCGGACCGUGGGCUGGAGCCCGCUGAUGCUGGCAGCGCUCGGUGGGAGGCUGGGCAUGGCCCAGCAGCUGGUGGAGAAAGGGGCCAGCCUGGACCACCUCAGCGUGCUGGAGAAGACUGCCUUCGAGGUUGCACUUGACCGCAAGCACAGGGACCUUGCAGACUACCUGGACCCGCUGACCACCGUCAGGCCCAAGACAGAUGAGGAGAAGAGGCGGCCUGAUAUUUUCCACGCAUUGAAAAUGGGAAACUGCCAGCUGGUCAAGGAGAUUGCCGAUGAAGACCCCAACCACGUCAACAUGGUCAACGGGGACGGGGCAACCCCCCUGAUGCUGGCCGCAGUCAUGGGGCAGCUGCCGCUGGUGCAGCUGCUGGUGGAGAGGCAUGCCGACGUGGAUAAGCAGGACAGCGUGCACGGCUGGACAGCCCUCAUGCAGGCCACCUACCACGGGAAUAAAGAAAUCGUCAAGUACCUGCUGGCCCAGGGGGCAGACGUGGCUCUCCGAGCCAAGAAUGGAUACACGGCCUUUGACCUGGUGAUGCUGCUCAAUGAUGCGGACACAGAACUCGUUCGGCUGCUGGCAUCUGUUUGCAUGCAGGUGAACAAGGACAGAGGCCGGCCCAGUCCCCAGCCAGCCCCGCCCCACCCGAAGGCCAGACAGCCCUGGAGCCUCCCAGUGCUGCCCGAUGACAAGGGAGGACUCAAGUCCUGGUGGAGCCGCAUGUCCAAUCGGUUCCGGAAGCUGAAGUUGAUGCAGACGCUGCCCCGGGGCCUGUCCAGCAACCAGCCUUUGCCUUUCUUGGAUGAGCCUGAGCCGGCACUGGACUCAACCAUGAGAGCGACUCCCCAGGACAAGACAGGCCACUCUGGGCUCCCCAGUGUGGGCCCCACCACCAAGGACCACGGUCCUGGGAGCCCAAGAGGAGGAAAGGAGGACGCCCUAUUGACCACCAUGCUUCGAAACGGAGCCCCCUUCACCAGACUCCCGAGCGACCAGCUGAAGGCAGUCAUCCCCCCUUUCCUGCCCCCGUCCAGUUUUGAGCUGUGGAGCUCCGAUCGGUCCCAGACGUGUCGCAACGGGAAGGCAGACCCCACAAAGACGGUGCUGCCCCACAGAGCCAGCAGGGGCCACGCCACGGGCGGAGGUGGGAGCUCAGACACGGCUUCCACCAGGCCGGUGAAGUUCCCAACCCUCUUGAGGAGCCCAGCGUCUCCCGCCAGUUCUGGAAACUUCAACCACUCGCCUCAUUCCUCUGGUGGCUCCAGUGGCGCCGGGGGUGCUAGCAGGCAUGGUGGGGAACUGCAUAGCCGCUCAGGCGGCAGCGUGGAUAGUGUCUUGUCCCAAAUCGCUGCCCAGAGGAAGAAGGCAGCCGGACUCUCGGAGCAGAAGCCCAGCCAGCCGUCCAGCCCUGUGGGGCCAGCGCCGGCGUCUAGCCCAUCAGAGCUUCCAGGCUCCCCGGGAGGGGCCAGCAUGUCCGGCAGCAAGAAGCCAGAGACAAGCCAGAGGCCGCGGUCGGGUGCGUCAGCCACCUCCAAAAGCACCUCCCCCACCCUGACCCCCUCCCCUUCACCCAAAGGCCACACCGCCGAGUCCUCUGUGUCCUCGUCCUCCUCCCACCGGCAGUCCAAGAGCAGCGGAGGCUCGAGCAGCGGCACCAUCACGGACGAGGAUGAGCUGACUGGAAUCCUUAAGAAAUUAUCCCUUGAGAAAUACCAGCCCAUUUUUGAGGAGCAAGAGGUGGACAUGGAAGCCUUCCUCACGCUCACCGACGGCGACUUGAAGGAGCUGGGCAUCAAGACGGAUGGGUCCCGGCAGCAGAUUCUGGCAGCGAUUUCGGAACUGAACGCAGGCAAGGGACGGGAGAGGCUGAUCUUACAGGAAACCAUUCACAACUUCCACUCUUCCUUCGAGAGCAGCGCCAGCAACACCAGGACACCUGGAAACCACCCCUGCACGUGAUCCUCCCUCCUCCCCAGGGGAGGGAGCCAGCCUGCCGGACAGAGGCCUCCCUUCUCAGCCGCCUCCCUAGCUCUGCUGGAGAGUCUGCCCGGCCUUGGAGAGGGCUCAUCCCAGCAGCGCCUGCAGGUCUUGGUUCUCUGGUGCCGCUGUGACAGCUGUCCCACCAGUGGUGGCCCUAAGGAACAGGCAGUGCUUUUCCCUCCGUCGAAACCCCACCGCCUUUGAGUGGAUCUCAAGGCUGUAAACCUCCUCUCUAGCGGACAACUUCAUCUUUUCCCCCAGAGCGGCUGGGUGCUUUGAACCGCAGA